CGAAAUUGCAUUGUGAAGUUGCUGGCCGAACUAUCCCCAUAGCUACGGAUGUAUGGUUAGCCUUGGCGGAUAUAGGGCACAAGGUCGAUCAGCUCCCAGGAUAUCUACGUCAUCUUCGCGUCACAGGAACGAUUGCUAUUGCUCCACCACGUGAGCGUCAAGAACCUCCACUGCUACCUCCAAUGCUCGUUGGUCAAUCUCGUCCUCAUCCUCCUUAUGUCCAUGAAUUCUUCCCACCAUUUCCAGAACCGCAUACCUAUAUCCACACGGAGAUCUCAGGAGAACCAGAUUUGACCUACGAGGCCGUUCGAAAAACAGCGGCUCAACGUAGGAGAGAAAUGGAACGGUCUCUGAUAAACUAUAUGAUGUGCAUGCAUCCACACAGCACUUUAUUUCCACAGUUUGAGUCCAAAAUACGGAACGAAGCGAGACAAUAU
Cooperia oncophora is the source of this 437-nucleotide messenger RNA. Lineage: Eukaryota; Metazoa; Nematoda; Chromadorea; Rhabditida; Trichostrongylidae. The record is from the annotation of a GenBank genome assembly.